Molecule: messenger RNA, 301 nt
Organism: Drosophila suzukii
Lineage: Eukaryota; Metazoa; Arthropoda; Insecta; Diptera; Drosophilidae
Product: agrin
Molecular function (GO): protein binding
Source: RefSeq, a predicted model, not a curated record
CACUUUUGGUAGCAUCACAAAGGCGCUAUGAAGUACCUGAUCUUGGUAGUUCUUCUUGGCCUUUUGGCUACUCUAUUUGUGGGAUCCACAGAGGCUAGUUUUUGCCCCUGCAAUCUCCGGAAGGCGGAGGUGUGCGGAUCUAAUGGCGUCACAUACAAAAAUCGCUGUGAGUUCGAGUGCUCUCAGCGGGAGUACAAGAAACUCGGAAGAAUCCUAAAUGUCCGAAAACAGGGACCUUGUUUCCAAAUUAAAUGGAAUUCAAAAUAAAGUUUAACUAAAUAAAGCAUUAAUGAUUUUGUAA